AUGAUGCCCCACAAGAAGAAAAAGCGGAGGAAGAAAGACAUCGACUUUCUGGGCUUGUACGAGGAGGAGCUGCUGAACUACGACUCGGAGGACAACGAGGGCGAGCUGGAGCAUGAGUACUACAAGGCCAGGGUGUACGAAGUGGUCACAGCCACGGGAGAUGUUCGUGGUGCAGGGACGGAUGCCAAUGUCUUCAUUACAAUUUUUGGAGAGAAUGGACUCUCUCCCAAGCUUCAUCUCACCAGCAAGAGUGAGUCUGCUUUCGAGAAAGCCAACGUCGAUGUGUUCCGGGUGAGAACGAACAACGUGGGCCUCAUCUAUAAAAUCAGGAUUGAGCAUGAUAACACAGGCUUGAAUGCAAGCUGGUACCUGAACCAUGUCAUUGUGACCGAUAUGAAGAGGCCUCAUCUCCGUUUCUACUUCAACUGCAAUAACUGGCUGAGCAAGGUUGAGGGUGACCGCCAGUGGUGCCGGGACCUGCUGGCCAGCUUCAACCCCAUGGACAUGCCUAGAGGUAACAAGUACGAAGUCAAAGUGUACACUGGUGACGUCAUUGGUGCAGGGACAGAUGCUGAUGUCUUCAUCAAUAUUUUUGGAGAGUAUGGAGAUACAGGAGAGCGUAGGCUGGAAAAUGAGAAGGACAACUUUGAAAAGGGAGCCGAAGACAAGUUCAUGCUGGAUGCCCCGGAUUUAGGGCAGCUGAUGAAGAUCAAUGUGGGUCAUAACAACAAGGGGGGAUCUGCGGGCUGGUUCCUAUCCAAGAUUGUCAUUGAGGACUUUGGGAACAAAAGGAAGUAUGACUUCCCCCUCAACCGCUGGUUGGCCUUGGAUGAAGAUGAUGGCAAAAUCCAAAGAGAUAUCUUAGUGGGCGGAGCUGAGACCACAGCCAUCACCUAUAUUGUCACUGUCUUUACUGGGGACAUCCGUGGAGCUGGGACCAAAUCCAAAAUCUACUUGGUCAUGUAUGGGGCGAGAGGGAAUAAGAACAGUGGGAAAAUCUUCCUGGAAGGCGGUGUGUUUGAUCGAGGCCGCACAGACAUCUUCCACAUUGAGCUGGCCGUCCUCCUCAGUCCACUGAGCCGGGUCUCCAUCGGGCACGGCAAUGUGGGUGUCAACCGAGGCUGGUACUGUGAGAAGGUGGUGAUUCUAUGCCCCUUCACUGGCAUCCAGCAGACUUUUCCCUGUAGCAACUGGCUGGAUGAGAAGAAAGCAGACGGGCUGAUUGAGAGACAACUCUACGAGAUGGUGUCUCUGAGGAAGAAGCGACUGAAAAAAUUUCCCUGGUCCCUGUGGGUCUGGACAACUGACCUGAAGAAAGCAGGCACCAACACGCCCAUCUUCAUCCAGAUUUAUGGGCAGAAGGGGCGGACAGAUGAGAUUCUUCUGAAUCCCAACAACAAGUGGUUCAAACCAGGCAUUAUCGAGAAGUUUAGGAUUGAGCUCCCAGAUCUUGGCAGAUUUUACAAGAUUCGGGCAUGGCAUGACAGGAGGAACCCCGGCUCUGGAUGGCAUCUAGAAAGGAUGACCCUGAUGAACACUCUGAAUAAGGACAAGUAUAACUUCAAUUGCAACCGCUGGCUGGAUGCCAAUGAAGAUGACAAUGAGAUCGCGAGGGAAAUGACUGCCGAGGGCCCAACAGUGCGGAGGAUAAUGAGCAUGGCCCGGUACCGUGUGACGGUGUGCACAGGGGAACUCGAAGGCGCGGAGACCAAUGCCAACGUCUAUCUCUGCCUUUUUGGUGACGUGGGGGACACGGGAGAACGGCUGCUAUUCAACUGCAGGAAUAACACUGACCUGUUUGAGAAGGGCAAUGCUGACGAGUUCACCAUCGAGUCUGUCACCAUGCGGAAGGUGAGGCGGGUGAGGAUCAGACACGAUGGCAAAGGCUCGGGGAGCGGGUGGUACGUGGACCGGGUGCUGGUGAGAGAGGAAGGCCAGCCCGAGAGCGACAAUGUGGAGUUCCCGUGUCUCAGGUGGCUAGACAAGGAUAAGGAUGAUGGACAGCUGGUUCGAGAGCUGCUGCCCAGUGACAGCAAUGCCACGCUCAAGAAUUUCCGCUAUCAUAUCAGCAUAAAAACUGGGGAUCUCUCUGGAGCCAGCACAGACUCUAAGGUCUAUAUCAAGCUUUAUGGAGAGAAAUCUGACACCAUCAAGCAAAUUCUUCUUGUCUCUGACAACAACCUCAAGGAUUAUUUUGAACGUGGCCGGGUGGAUGAGUUUACCCUCGAGACUCUGAACAUUGGAACUAUUAACCGGUUGGUGAUUGGGCAUGACGGCACAGGCAUGCACGCAGGGUGGUUCCUGGGCAGUGUCCAAAUCCGUGUGCCCCGCCAAGGCAAGCAGUACACCUUCCCUGCCAACCGCUGGCUGGACAAGAACCAGGCAGAUGGGCGUCUAGAGGUGGAGCUUUACCCCAGCGAGGUCGUGGAAAUCCAGAAAUUGGUCCACUACGAGGUUGAGGUUUGGACAGGGGACAUGGGUGGUGCAGGCACCACUGCCCGAGUCUACGUGCAGAUUUAUGGCGAGGAAGGCAAGACCGAAGUACUCUUCCUCUCCAGUCGCUCAAAAGUGUUUGAUCGGGCAUCCAAGGACACGUUCCAGCUGGAGGCGGCGGAUGUCGGUGAGGUCUACAAGAUCAGGCUCGGGCACACGGGCGAGGGCUUUGGGCCCAGCUGGUUCGUGGACACCGUGUGGCUGCGGCACCUGGUGGUCCGGGAAGCGAACCUCACGCCCGAGGAGGAGGCCCGGAAGAAGAAGGAGAAGGACAAACUGCGGCAGCUCCUCAAGAAGGAGAGGCUGAAGGCCAAGCUUCAGAGGAAGAAGAAAAAGAAGAAGAAGAAGGGCAGUGAUGAGGAGGAGGAGGACGAGGAGGAGGAGGAGUCCUCAUCGGAGGAGUCCUCGUCUGAAGAAGAGGAGGAAGAGGAGACGGAGGAGGAGGAGGAAGAGGAGGAGGUGGAGCCAGGCAUGCAGGAGGUGGUGCAGCAGUACAAGUUCGAGGCCCAGCGCUGGCUAGCCCGGGGCAAGGAGGACAACGAGCUUGUUGUGGAGCUGGUCCCGGCAGGGCAGCCAGAACCCGAGCCUAAUACCUACGAGGUCCAAGUGAUCACAGGGAGUGUGCCCAAGGCUGGCACUGAUGCCAACGUCUACCUGACCAUCUACAGUGAGGAGUACGGGGACACUGGCGAGCGGCCCCUGAAGAACUCAGACAAGUCCAACAAGUUUGAGCAGGGCCAGACAGAUACCUUCACCAUCUAUGCCAUUGACCUGGGGCCUCUGACCAAGAUUCGGAUUCGCCAUGACAACACAGGCAACAGGCCAGGAUGGUUCCUGGACAGAGUGGACAUCACUGACAUGAACAAUGAGAUCACGUACUAUUUCCCGUGCCAACGUUGGCUGGCAGUAGAGGAAGAUGAUGGCCAACUGUCCAGGGAGCUAUUGCCAGUGGACGAAUCCUAUGUGCUGCCCAGCGAAGAUGAGGAGGGUGGGGGACACGGUGACAGUAACCCCCUUGACAACCUGGCCCUGGAACAAAAAGACAAAUCAACCACAUUCUCAGUGACCGUGAAGACUGGGGACAAGAAGAAUGCGGGUACAGAUGCCAAUGUUUUCAUCACGCUCUUUGGCACACAGGAUGACAAUGGAAUGACCCUCCUGAAAUCCUCCAAGACCAACAGUGACAAGUUUGAGAGAGGCAGCAUUGAAAUCUUCACAGUGGAGACACUGGAUCUGGGAGACCUCUGGAAAGUUAGGAUCGGCCAUGACAACACAGGCAAGGCCCCCGGCUGGUUUGUAGACUGGGUAGAAGUGGACGCCCCAUCUCUUGGAAAGUCUAUGACGUUUCCCUGUGGCCGCUGGCUGGCCAAGAACGAAGACGAUGGGAGCAUCGUCAGGGACCUCUUCCACGCAGAGCUGCAGACAAGGCUGUACACGCCAUUUGUCCCUUACGAGAUCAUCCUCUAUACCAGUGAUGUCUUUGCUGCUGGGACUGACUCCAACAUCUUCAUCGUCAUCUACGGCCUUGAUGCUGUGUGCACCCGGCAGAAAUUCCUAUGCACCAACAAGAGGGAGCAGAAGCUGUUCUUCGAGAGGAAGUCGGCCUCCCGCUUCAUUGUGGAGUUGGAAGAUGUGGGUGAAAUCAUUGAAAAAAUCCGCAUUGGCCAUGAUAACACGGGCAUCAACCCUGGUUGGCACUGUUCCCAUGUGGACAUCCGCAGGCUCCUUCCAGACAAAGAUGGUACGGAGACCUUGACUUUCCCAUGUGAUCGGUGGCUUGCCACCUCUGAGGACGACAAGAAAACCAUCCGAGAACUGGUCCCUUAUGACAUCUUCACCGAGAAAUACAUGAAAGAUGGAUCCUUAAGACAAGUGUACAAGGAAGUUGAGGAGCCUUUGGACAUUGUGCUGUACUCGGUGCAGAUCUUCACGGGGAAUGUUCCUGGGGCGGGCACAGAUGCUAAAGUCUACAUCACCAUCUACGGAGACCUUGGGGACACUGGGGAGCGGUACCUUGGCAAGUCAGAGAACCGCACCAACAAGUUUGAGAAAGGAACGGCUGACACCUUCAUCAUUGAGGCUGCUGACCUGGGAGUCAUCUACAAGAUCAAGCUCCGCCACGACAACACCAAAUGGUACGCAGAUUGGUAUGUGGAGAAGGUGGAGAUCUGGAACGACACCAAUGAGGACGAGUUCCUAUUCCUGUGUGGACGCUGGCUGUCCCUGAAGAAGGAGGAUGGGCGGCUGGAGAGGCUCUUUUAUGAGAAGGAGUACACUGGGGACCGAAGUAGCAAUUGCAGCAGCCCUGCUGACUUCUGGGAAAUUGCCUUGAGUUCCAAGAUGGCAGACGUGGACAUUGAUACAGUGACGGGGCCCAUGGCUGACUAUGUUCAGGAGGGCCCAGUUAUCCCCUACUAUGUGUCUGUGACCACCGGGAAGCACAAGGAUGCGGCCACCGACAGCCGAGCCUUCAUCUUACUCAUCGGGGAGGAUGAUGAACAUAGUAACCGCAUCUGGCUGGACUACCCCCAAGGGAAGCGGGGCUUCAGAUGUGGCUCCGUGGAGGAGUUCUACGUCGGAGGCUUGGAUGUGGGCACCAUCAAAAAAAUAGAGCUGGGCCAUGACGGGGCCUCUCCUGAGAGCUGCUGGCUGGUGGAAGAGUUGUGUUUGGCAGUGCCCACCCAGGGCACCAAAUACACGUUGCGCUGUAACUGCUGGCUUGCUAAGGACCGAGGCGAUGGUGUCACCUCUCGUGUCUUUGACCUGCUGGACGCCAUGGUGGUGAAUAUUGGGGUGAAGGUGCUUUACGAGAUGACGGUGUGGACUGGUGAUGUGGUCGGCGGAGGAACUGACUCCAACAUCUUUAUGACCCUCUACGGCAUCAAUGGGAGCACAGAGGAGGUGAAACUGGACAAAAAGAAGGCCAGGUUUGAGCGGGAGCAGAACGACACCUUCAUCAUGGAGAUCCUGGACAUCGCUCCCUUCACCAAGAUGCGCAUCCGCAUCGAUGGCAUGGGCAGCCGGCCAGAGUGGUUCCUGGAGAGGAUCCUACUGAAGAACAUGAGCACGGGAGACCUGACCAUGUUCUACUACGGAGACUGGCUGUCCCAGAGGAAGGGCAAGAAGACGUUGGUGUGUGAGAUGUGUGCCGUCAUCGACGGGGAGGAGAUGAUGGAGUGGACGUCCUACACCGUCUCAGUGAAGACCAGCGAUAUCCUGGGAGCAGGCACGGAUGCCAACGUGUUUAUCAUCAUCUUCGGGGAGAACGGGGACAGUGGGACCCUGGCCCUGAAGCAGUCGGCCAACUGGAACAAGUUUGAGCGGAACAACACAGACACGUUCAGCUUCGCCGACAUGCUGAGUCUGGGCCACCUCUGCAAGCUGAGGGUCUGGCAUGACAACAAAGGGCUCUUUCCUGGCUGGCACCUGAGCUACGUGGAUGUGAAGGACAACUCUCGCGACGAGACCUUCCGCUUUCAGUGUGACUGCUGGCUCUCCAAGAGUGAAGGCGACAGGCAGACAGUCCGUGACUUCGCGUGUGCCAACAACGAGAUCCGUGAAGAGCUGGAGGAGACCACCUACGAGAUUGUCAUAGAAACCGGCAAUGGAGGCGAAACCAGGGAGAACGUCUGGCUCAUCCUGGAGGGCAGGAAGAACCGAUCCAAAGAGUUCCUUGUGGAAAAUUCUUCCAGACAACGGGCCUUCCGGAAGGGGACCACAGACACGUUCGAGUUUGACAGUAUCUUCCUGGGGGACAUUGUCUCCCUCUGUGUAGGCCACCUGGCCAGGGAGGACAGGUUCAUCCCCAAGAGAGAGCUGGUCUGGCACGUCAAGACAAUCACCAUCACCGAGAUGGAGUACGGCAAUGUGUACUUCUUUAACUGUGACUGUCUCAUCCCCCUCAAAAGGAAGAGGAAGUACUUCAAGGUAUUUGAGGUUACCAAGACAACAGAGAGUUUUGCCAGCAAGAUCCAGAGCCUGGUGCCAGUCAAGUAUGAGGUCAUCGUAACAACAGGCUACGAGCCAGGGGCAGGCACAGACGCCAACGUCUUUGUGACCAUCUUCGGGGCCAACGGGGACACUGGCAAGCGCGAACUGAAGCAGAAACUGCGCAACCUCUUCGAGCGGGGCAGCACCGACCGCUUCUUCCUGGAGACGCUGGAGCUGGGCGAGCUCCGCAAGGUGCGCCUGGAGCAUGACAGCAGCGGCUACUACUCGGGCUGGCUGGUGGACAGAGUGGAGGUCACCAACACCAGCACUGGCGUGGCGACCAUCUUCACCUGUGGCAGGUGGCUGGACAAGUCUCGGGGAGAUGGGCUCACCUGGAGGGACCUUUUCCCAUCUGUCUGA
Molecule: messenger RNA, 6843 nt
Organism: Jaculus jaculus (lesser Egyptian jerboa)
Lineage: Eukaryota; Metazoa; Chordata; Mammalia; Rodentia; Dipodidae
Gene: Loxhd1
Product: lipoxygenase homology PLAT domains 1
Exons: 41
Coding region: 1-6843 (2280 amino acids)
Molecular function (GO): protein binding
Source: RefSeq, a predicted model, not a curated record